CGUUCCUGUCAUCUCUGUGACGUGGACAGUUGUUUCCACUGGUAUUUUAAAUGAAAUCUCAUCCCAGCAUAGAUAACUGCAUCUGGAACCACGAUCUACCCUGUGAUCUGUCACUUACACACACACACACACACGUGGAACAGUUUCCAUAGAGAGGGAGUAGCAGAGCCCACUUAGGAGCAACACCAGAGAAGAAGGAGCUGCCACCCCUCGGCAGGGAGAGCUUCAAGGGAUGCGUUAAGGGCAGAGUGCCCAGCCCCGCAGCUUCGCCCGCUGCCCGGAUCAUUUCCAUCAGCCUGAGGACCACUCCCCGGGAGAGAUGCUGAUGCCAGCACACUUCCUGCUGCUCCUGUUACUGCUCCUAGGGGACCCAAGAACAGGCCUCUCCCAUAAGUUCUACAAAGCUGGGCCUGUCUUCGGCUGCCGCAACACAGCCCUGUCCAAGGUCAAGGAGAACCAGAUGGAGGAUGUGCCCCUUCUCAGCAAGAAGAGCUUCCACUACCUGCCCAAGCAAGACUCAUCUUCCAGAGAGGAAGAGGAAGAAAAGCAGGACAAGGACAAAAGGACUUUUCCUGGCUCUGGGGGUGGGGGUAGAGCGGGAAGCACCAGGUACAAAUACCUGUCCCAACCUCAGCAGAAGAAGAAGCUGUACCACGACAAGGGCAAAAGUGACCAGCGCACCAAGUUUACACUGUCCCUGGAUGUUCCCACUAACAUCAUGAACAUCCUCUUCAACAUUGCCAGGGCCAAGAACUUGCGAGCCAAGGCGGCUGCAAAUGCCCACCUGAUGGCACAGAUUGGGCGAAAGAAGUAGACACAGAGGCCCCAUGGGAAAGCAGCACAUCAAGGACAUGGGUCAAGGGCAGAGGGUGAGGGCGGCAGCCGAGGCUGUCACCUCCAGCUGGUUUGCACUCGAAAGAUCAGUUCAGUUUCACAGGCUGCGUCACUGCUGAGCCUUCUUGUCCUUCUAGCUCCACUCCAGUUUCCUCUCUCUGUACAAAUGUGUAGAAGUCCAGUAUUGUUCAGUCUUUGCAAACAUUAGAGGUUGAUGUCUCUCCCUGGAUUCUGUGUCUCCUUUCUUCUUCACCAUGGCAAAAGCCAAAGUUCACGCAUUUCUCCCCUCCAAAUAUAUCCCUUCUGGCCACAUGCCUGAGAAGACAGAGUUCAGGGCUCCUCUCCUCUCUACACAUCAACUCUUGCCAUGAGAAGGUGCACUGUCACCACCUC
This is a messenger RNA of Fukomys damarensis (Damara mole-rat), 1227 nucleotides long. RefSeq names its product urocortin 3 (gene Ucn3). The record is from RefSeq and is a predicted model, not a curated record. Gene Ontology annotation, cellular component: extracellular region. Gene Ontology annotation, molecular function: hormone activity; corticotropin-releasing hormone receptor 2 binding. NCBI's taxonomy places the organism in Eukaryota, Metazoa, Chordata, Mammalia, Rodentia, Bathyergidae. Gene Ontology annotation, biological process: adenylate cyclase-activating G protein-coupled receptor signaling pathway; cellular response to nutrient levels; digestion. The transcript has 2 exons. Bases 320 to 814 code for a protein of 164 amino acids.